AUGCUCGAGCACGGCGCCAUGCGUCGCCUCCGCAAAGAGGCCGAGACGGCCUCUGCAGUCGCAGGGCCCCACGUCAAGUCCGAAAUCCGCCUCGAUGAACGCGAUGACAAGGUUAUACUGGUCGGCCAGAUGGAAGGGCCGCAGGGCAGCGCCUAUUCUGGCGCGGUCAUUGGAUUUGAGCUGGAACUCGAUGGGUAUCCCUAUUUGCCCUUCUCGGUGCGCUUGACGACGCCCGUAUUGCAUCCACUCGUGUGUCAGCAGACCGGGAAGGUCUGGAUGGAGCGUUGCAAUUGGACAGCAGCCAUAUCGGUGCACAGUCUCCUCGUCCAACUGCAUGCGUGGCUGGCAGCGCCAGAGGAGAUAAGCCACGAAGCUGCGGCCUGCUGGGCUGAAGAAAGCCAUGGCGAGCAAGCAUCAUUUGCGCAGCACUGCGCGUCUAAUCCACACGCAUUCCUUGCAGCGGCGUGGGCGGCAGCAGAACCUUUGCGAGGGAGGCUGUGGUCGCCCAUUGAGCAUGUGAGGGCCAGCGAGGAGCAGCGUCGCCGCCUGCCGUGGCUAAUGUGGCUGGGCAAAAUCCUUGCCGAGCGGUGCCUUUGGGAGGAGCGGGAGGAAUAUGCCUUCGGACAAGACAUCUGGCUGCACCACGUCAUACCGCAGCUACUCGGCAAUGUCCCGCGGGCGCUUGUGAAUGUUGAACGUUAG
This is a messenger RNA of Emiliania huxleyi CCMP1516, 702 nucleotides long. RefSeq lists its product as hypothetical. The record is from RefSeq and is a predicted model, not a curated record. Bases 1 to 702 code for a protein of 233 amino acids. The transcript has a single exon. NCBI's taxonomy places the organism in Eukaryota, Haptophyta, Isochrysidales, Noelaerhabdaceae.